GAAAUGCAAAUAAGUUUUAAACAUGAAGGUCUUCUGUCACAUUUGUACUGAAAUUCUUAUCCUUUCCACCACAGCCCAACAGAUGCUCCUCCUGUGUCAGGGUAUGAACGGCUCAAGGGAGGACAGACCACCUCCCCCCACCUGGAGCCACAAACGAAGUUACCCAGAUCUCGAAAAAAUGGCUUGUGCAGCCGACAGCUGCAUCCAAUUCACGCGUCAUGCAAGUGAUGUUCUGCUCAACCUGAACCGACUGCGCUGCAGAGAUAUCAUCACAGAUGUCACGAUUCUGGUCAACAGACAACAGUUUCGAGCACACAAAACUGUCCUUAUGGCAUGCAGUGGGCUCUUCUACUCAAUUUUCACAGACUCCCACAAAUGUAACCUGAAUGCCAUAAGUCUGGACACGAAGGUUGACCCAGAGGGUUUCGCAAUACUUCUGGAGUUUAUGUACACUUCACGUCUCACACUGAAGGAGAGCCUCAUCAUGGCCAUCAUGAACACCGCCAUCUACUUACAGAUGGACCACGUUGUUGACACCUGCCACAGAUUCAUUAAGUCCAGUGACUCCUCCAUCAAACUGCCCAGAGAGGAUUUUUUGGUUAGCCCUCUGCUUUUACCUCAAGAUGUUCACAGUUACAGACCCCAUGAGGUGGUGGAUAACAUAUCUGGACGGGCAGCAACUUUCAGAGAUGGGAGACCCUAUGGUGUCUGUAUGUUUAAUGGGGUCAAUGCUCCUAACAGCUCAUACCUUUAUAGCCAGUUUCCCAUGCAAGGUUUCCCCUUUCCUCUUUGCAAGCUGACAGACACCAAAAACUCAUUCUCAGACUUUUCAAAAGGGGGCAUCAUCCAUCACAAACACUGCUCACCAGCUGAUGGAAACAACACUGUGCUGUCUGACUUCACCCACAACACCAUCAGUGGAAGCGCAAAUGCUUUCCACACUGGCUCGUACUCCUCAAGAGAGCUUGGAAGAGAUGAAGAUAUGAAGCGGGAGACAUUGGAGGGAGUUGUCCAAUCAAUCGGCAUGAGUUCCAGAAAGCACGGCUUUAGCAGCCUGGCACAGGAGCAGCAAAGGGAGAAUGGAAAAGAGCAGAGUUCCCCAGCUGAGGAACAUUUGAGCCACCAACACUACUCUAUGGGCAUGUCCUCCAAUGGGCGCAAAGGCUUGAUGAGCAGCCCCCAGAGUCCGCUCAAAUCAGACUGUCAGCCAAAUUCUCCAACAGAGUCCAGCAGCAGCAAAAACGCUGCCCUCACACAGGCCUCGCAACCUCUGACCUCUCAAGGUACACAAGACCCUAAAGCUCGCAACUGGAAGAAAUACAAGUUCAUUGUGCUCAAUCAGAGUUCUAAGGAAGAGGAAACCAAUCCUCGUGAUCCUGGAAUGCACUCCCCUCAAAGGCCAGGCUUGUCUGCUUUCCUUCACCAUACUGACUCUGAACAUCCAGACUCAAAGGCAACAACAAAAAUUAGUGAACCAGGCGAGGACUUUACUGUGCCUCAGGCCAGUCGUCUCAAUAACAUAAUCAACAGAACUCUGGAGGGAUCACAGAGGAAUGAAGUCAGCCGCUCUUCUCUGUAUAGGGGCCACUUAAAAUGUUCGUCCUGUGGCUCCCAGUCUCCACAGCACUCCGACGUGUGUCCAAGCACGUCUGGCUCGCGGUUGGCUGAGGAGAUGUCUGAGAUGCACUCGGAGUACUCCGAUUCCAGUUGUGAAAACGGAACAUACUUCUGUAAUGAAUGCGACUCAAAGUUUGCAGAGGAGGAAGCCUUGAAAUGCCACACGCUUCAGGUCCACAGUGACAAGCCAUACAAAUGUGAUCGUUGCCAAGCAGCAUUCCGCUACAAGGGAAACCUUGCCAGUCACAAAACAGUUCACACCGGAGAGAAACCGUAUAGAUGCAAUAUCUGUGGGGCUCAGUUCAACAGACCAGCUAACCUCAAAACCCACACACGAAUUCACUCAGGAGAAAAGCCAUACAAGUGUGAGACAUGUGGAUCUAGAUUUGUGCAGGUUGCUCACCUUCGUGCUCAUGUUCUGAUUCAUACCGGAGAGAAGCCAUACCCAUGUGAAAUCUGUGGCACCCGUUUUCGCCAUUUGCAGACACUUAAGAGUCACCUGCGAAUACACACAGGAGAAAAGCCCUAUCAUUGUGAAAAAUGCAAUUUGCAUUUUCGCCAUAAGAGUCAGCUUCGGUUACACCUCCGUCAGAAGCAUGGAGCAAUCACCAACACCAAGAUCCAAUAUCGCACGUCUUCAACAGACUUACUGACGGACUUGACAAAGGCAUGCUGAGCAAGCACUGGCAUUAUAUGACCCUGACUUGUACAAUCAUUCAAAAUUUUAGUGCCACACUGUGUCAAUCGGACAAGGAAAAAAAAAAAGAACUUGGCAGGAAAAGCCCAUCUAAAUGGUUUCCUCUACAUUUGACCAUACAACCACAUUAUGGUCUCUUGUCACAUUAUUGUUUAUAUUUACAUAUGAAUAUAUAUUAUUGUUGAGAGUGUUUUUACAUUUUGAGUUAUAAAAAGCUUUAUUUUGUUGGAAGGAUGGAAUGUAAAACAUUUAAAUCAGUUUUUUGAGAAUACAGUAUUUUAUAACAAAAAACAUACUUUUCUGAAGUUAUUUGGGUAAUUUUGAUUGGAGAUUGGAAUAUUUUGAGUCAAGCGCAUUUCUCGCAAAGCAAAGAAUUGUGUCUAUAGAUUUUUAUAAAUUAAUGUACAGGUUACACUAUGUUGGAAUAGCCUCGGCCUUGUAAGAGGAACUAACUGUGACUAUAGCAUUGAAUAUCUUUCUUGGUUUUUGUUGUGUAAUUUUGAGAAUGAUGGCUGCUCACUCAAAUGGAAAACAUGCAUGGGGUAGGUUGCAACAGAUAAUGCUUCAUUAAGUGGGCAGCAGCAUAUAUUUUGUGACAUAAAGUGUAAUAACUUUACAUCAAGAUUGCUCUCUGCUGGCAGAGCCAAUCUGGAAUAACAUGUUAACAUAUGCAUUCAAAGAAAUAAUAAUACAAAAUAAAAGGUACUGCUAUGACCAAGAAGAUAUUUUGCUUCAGAUGUAUUUGUAUAGAAACGUGACAUUUUAUUUGUUUUGGCAAGUGAAGGUUUACAGUUUUAUCGUUGUUCUAGAAGCUACAGUAAAAGGUUAUACUAUUGUCAUUUAUUUUCUUUUUGUCUGUGUAUACAGUGUACUCAAGGUGCCUUUUUCAAUGGUGUCUGAAUUUCUUUACAUUCAGCCCCGCUCUAUUAAGGUACAACUAAAGGGCAACACUUGUCCACCCCUACCCCCCACCCCCACCCCA
Molecule: messenger RNA, 3296 nt
Organism: Xyrauchen texanus (razorback sucker)
Lineage: Eukaryota; Metazoa; Chordata; Actinopteri; Cypriniformes; Catostomidae
Product: B-cell lymphoma 6 protein homolog
Exons: 9
Coding region: 23-2293 (756 amino acids)
Biological process (GO): regulation of transcription by RNA polymerase II
Cellular component (GO): nucleus
Molecular function (GO): protein binding; DNA-binding transcription factor activity, RNA polymerase II-specific; RNA polymerase II cis-regulatory region sequence-specific DNA binding
Source: RefSeq, a predicted model, not a curated record